AUGGAGAACGUAAGGAAGCACAAAAAUGACAGAUUAAUGACAAAGUGGGCGGAAAGAUGGGGUGCAAAAGCUCUAAUCGUCAAACCAAACUUUCACAGCAGCACCACAUUUAGUGAGGACAUGGUGAUCAUUGAAAUGAGUAAACCCAAAAUUAAAUUCAUUAAGCCUAUCUAUAUAGGCUUCAUACUUCUAGACAUAUCAAAGAUAAUGUUUUUCGACUUUUAUUAUAAUAACUCGAAGUACACAUUCAGUGAAAAGACAAAAUUACUCUACACUGACACAGACACCUUGAUUUACCACACUACAAAACCAAACUUUUAUGAGUAUGUUAAAAAAGAUUCCGAUAAAUUUUACAUCUCAUACUAUCCGCCAAAUAAUGUAUACGAAAUUGAAUUACUAAACAAAAAAGUCUUGGAACUCAUGAAGCACGAAUGCAACGGGAAAAUUGUAACUGAAUUUGUGGGACUAAGGUCAAAAUUGUAUUCUUACAAAGUUUUGGGUGAAGAAGGGAAGAAAAAGAAAGCUAAAUGUAUCAAAGCAUCUACAUUAAAAACAAUUACGUUUCAGGACUAUAGGCAAUCUUUGCUACAUUAUCAAACUCUCACUCGACCUCAACGCUUAAUUCAAAGCCAAAAACAUAAAGUUCACUCGAUUGAGCAAAACAAGAUCGGCCUCAGCUGGCCAGAUGAUGUUGAUAAAAGCUAA
Messenger RNA from Belonocnema kinseyi, 705 nucleotides. RefSeq lists its product as uncharacterized. Bases 1 to 705 code for a protein of 234 amino acids. Lineage: Eukaryota; Metazoa; Arthropoda; Insecta; Hymenoptera; Cynipidae. The transcript has a single exon. The record is from RefSeq and is a predicted model, not a curated record.